Molecule: messenger RNA, 735 nt
Organism: Racocetra persica
Lineage: Eukaryota; Fungi; Glomeromycota; Glomeromycetes; Diversisporales; Gigasporaceae
Source: the annotation of a GenBank genome assembly
AGAAUUCGAAGUACUAUCACAUGUCUUCAUUUACUGACAAAGUUUCUUUAAGACUCCUAAAGUCUGACAAGAUUGCUUUUAUUCGGCACAAUACACGUCAUUUAUCACGUAUAUAUCCGUCGGGUUUUCGAAUAAACUCGUCAAAUUUUGAACCACAUCAUCAAUGGAUGGUUGGGAACCAAAUGGUCGCCUUAAAUUGGCAGACUUUUGACCUAGGAAUGCAAAUCGAUCAAGCCAUGUUUUCUGUUAAUGGCAGAUGUGGUUAUGUACUCAAGUCAGAACGACUGCGCAAUCCCGAAAUUAUUUCUCCAGCUAUAAAUACACAUCUGCCAACUCAAACAUUGACAAUUCAAAUAAUUUCUGCACAACAGCUCCCUAAACCCAAAGAUGCCCUCGCAGACGAAGUAAUUGAUCCAUUUGUUGAAGUAGAAUUGCUCAUUCCCGGUGCUGAUGCUACAAAGAAAAGGACUUACACCAUCACCGAUAACGGUUUUAACCCUACGUGGAAUGAAACUUUAAAAUUUACAUUGAAUUGUGAAGAAAUGAGCUUGGUAUUUUUGCGAUUCGUUGUUUGGAAUGAAGAUGUUAGGAGUAAUGAUUUUAUUGCAUCUUAUUGCAUUCCCGUAACUAGUUUACAAUUUGGAUAUCGUCAUGUUCCACUAAGCGAUUUUAAUGGCGAGCAGUAUCUUUUUACUACGCUAUUUAUUCGUUCUUCGCUCGAAUUUACUCCCGCGU